Moneuplotes crassus is the source of this 750-nucleotide messenger RNA. NCBI's taxonomy places the organism in Eukaryota, Ciliophora, Spirotrichea, Euplotida, Euplotidae. The record is from the annotation of a GenBank genome assembly.
UUGAAAUAUAAAAUGAGUGAGAAGCUAACCAUUAAGAAUGUGAGGGCACGAAGAAAUGCUUUUGUUGGAAUGGGGUCGUCUCCAAGGGUAAAUGAGGAGGAAAACAAGAAUUCAUCAAACAAUCACUUCAUCGCCACCCUCAUCAUGAACUCUAACAAGAGUUUUAAAGGAGAUACUCAUAAAAAAGACGAUGCAAUUGACUCACUUGGAGACUUAAUCUUACAGAAGAACAAGGAAAGAGAUGAUUCGUUGGUGUCAAGACAACCUCCCGUGACGGGCAUGUUCUCACAGCCUGGGAGUCCGGUUCAUAAGAUGGAUAUACCGAAGACGCCGAUCAAAAUUCAGAACACAAUUAAUCUGUUUAGUCCUAAAAAUAGGCAGAAUACCGGCAUGCGUGAGAAUAAAUUAAAUUCUUUUGUUUCAAAUGCUCCACCUAGUAGAAGGAUCCGUAAUUUUGAAAAUUCAAACCAAACCACGAUGAUGAGUAGUAUUCGGGACAAUGGAAAUAUGACUAAUGAGAGAAUUUUGUCCCCAACCAACAGGUCAAAGCUGACGAACGCUACCCUCAACUCACAUUCUAUGAAUAGAAGCGGAGAUGCUCCAUCUGGAAGGAAGUAUGUUGCAAAUGUAAUUGAGAGAGAACUGUUCAGAAAUACUUUUAUGAACCUCAGGGAGAAAUCUGACACUGAUAAACAAGCUAAUCAAGCACCUAGAUACGACAAUACUGCUUCAAGGAGGUACCAGCUAUAG